UUUGACAGUUUGUCAAAUUGACGUUUAUUAGUGGCUGGAACGCUUUUAUUUUUUUAUUUAUUGAAAUUGUGAAAAAUGGGUCGCAAUGAUUCUGAUGAUGGUAGCGGCUCUGAGUCCGAAGGCAGCCAUAGUCGAUCUCCAUCGCCUCAGACAGCACCCACGCCGGGCUUCACAUUAGAGCAUCAUGAUCCGGAGCCAGGAUCUCCACAUAGUCAUCAUUCAGGCGCUAGUGGAAGCGACCGCAAAUCUCGUUCCCGCUCGGGCUCAUCUUCUAGUUCGGGCUCGGUCAGCAACUCUGGGUCCCGCUCUGGCUCACAUACACCAUCUGGUUCACCUCAAAGCCGACGAUCAGGGUCUCCACAGAGCCGGCAUUCAGCCAGAUCGGCGGCCCCUAGCCGGGAUCACAGCCCGGCAGGAAAUCGUGAAAAUUCCCGAGGGGCAAGCCGCUCACAGUCCCGACGGACAAGCCGCUCACAAUCACGCGCUGCAAGUCGCUCACAAUCACGCGCGGCAAGCCGCUCACACUCGCGCGCGGCAAGCCGCUCACAAUCACGCGCAGCAAGCCGCUCACAUUCGCGUGCGCC
Messenger RNA from Rhagoletis pomonella (apple maggot), 584 nucleotides. RefSeq names its product serine/arginine-rich splicing factor 4-like. The record is from RefSeq and is a predicted model, not a curated record. NCBI's taxonomy places the organism in Eukaryota, Metazoa, Arthropoda, Insecta, Diptera, Tephritidae.